This is a messenger RNA of Leucoraja erinaceus (little skate), 4858 nucleotides long. Its product is annotated as BCLAF1 and THRAP3 family member 3-like. Gene Ontology annotation, cellular component: mediator complex. Lineage: Eukaryota; Metazoa; Chordata; Chondrichthyes; Rajiformes; Rajidae. The transcript is spliced from 13 exons. The coding region runs from base 235 to 2754 and encodes 839 amino acids. The record is from RefSeq and is a predicted model, not a curated record. Gene Ontology annotation, biological process: positive regulation of transcription by RNA polymerase II. Gene Ontology annotation, molecular function: DNA binding; transcription coregulator activity.
UGGGGUGGGGGCUAGCCUGCGCAUGCGCACAACGGUGACGCAGGCCCGACGUGGUGUCCGCGAGUGCAGGUUGGAGCUCGGCUCGUUGUUGGUGCUCAGACGGCUUCGGCCAACGGUCGAGCGGUGGCGGAGAAAAAUACGAGGGCGUGGGCGGAGUUCUACCUCACCUUACAAACAACGCGCGGAGCUGGGCGCCCCCCCUGUGAGACGGCGGCCGCUCGGGUAGAUUGUGGUAUGAUGGUUCGUUCAAGGUCAAGAUCCCCAAGAUGGAAGCAGAGGGUAGAGUGUGGUAUGAUGGUUCGUUCAAGGUCAAGAUCCCCAAGAUGGAAGCAUAGGUCAAUCUCGCCAACCUGUGUAAGAAGCCAAGAAUACCAUGUUGAGAGAAGAUUGUAUCAGUCACAUACUAGUGAGUCAAGAGCAUUCAGUCAAAGCUCAGGAAGACCUACACAGUGGCGGGCACAACAGGAUAAAUGGAAUGAAACGGGCAGUGUCGAAUCGAGAUCGGGAAAUGCACAAUAUGGUAAAGUUCAUUAUGAAGUUUUUGAGUAUGGGCAUCCUUCUCCAAUUGCAAAAAAAGUGGGAGCAGAACAUACAACGGGAAGACACCUCUACCCACAUGGAAGAGAAGGAAAUCGAUCCCAUGCCCUUCUUUCAAAAUCUGCUGAAGAGAAUCCAUACCAUGAUCACGAUGAACGGCAUCAUGGCAACAGUGACUGGCCUAAUGAGCGUCACCAUGGUCACAGCGAACGGCAUGAUCAUGAUGAAUGGCGUAAUGAUCACGAUGAACGACAUUAUCAGAGUGCAGAAAUCGUGACUCAUUACAAAUUACCUGAUGAAAAAUCCAAGACUGUUAGAAGUGAUCCACAAAUAACUUCAUACGAUCGACCAAGUACUAACUCUUAUGGUUAUUCAGACAAGUGGCGUGACACUGAAGGCUUGAGAAGUCAUAAUUUGCAUGAGGAAAGGCAUUCAGAUUCUUUACGUUCUCCUGGAAGACAGCCUGAAGAGUUUCUGGAAAGGAAUUCCCACCAGAAGAGGUAUCCCGAGGAAGAUGAUGUCAAAGGGUGCAGAGAAGCAUCUGGAAGAGGCUGGGUGCCAGGAAAGCAUGAGACCGUAGAUCAUGAUCGAGACUUAAAAUGGAGAGGUGAAAAAAAUCCUCAUUAUAGAAAAGCAUACACUUCGACAUUAUACAAUGACUCUGAAGGUGCACGUAUCAAAGAUGUUUCAAGAGCCUGGUAUAGUGAUAGUGAUCGCUUUGAUGAGUGUGUACAGGUAAAGAGUGGGUUUGCACAUUCGCAAAAGUAUCCUGAAAUACACUCAUCUGAGCAUCACCAGAGCUUUUCCAGUGAAAGACAGCAAAGAUAUUCAAGUAAAGAUAAAGAAUAUACGACUGCCUCCUCGAGUACUAAAGAGGUGAGUCGUUUUCACAGUAACAGCAGGAGGUCAGGUACUGAUGUGAACAAAGCAGAGGGUCACAACUCUGUGACGAAAAAAUAUCCAGUUCUCGAGCAUUACUUUGACAGGUCUCCGCGAGCAAACAAGAAAGAAGUGAGCCCAAGAUAUACAGCACCCUCGGCAACAAGGGGGCGAGUGGAAAGAGGAAAAGAGUUCAGGAACCGCUCUAAUUUUUCUAAGGAUCAGCGUGAUGAUGCUCCUAAACGAUUAAACCAUAGAUCUUAUCAAUUGGAAACUUCACGUUGUACUUCCAAUAAUGAGCGAGGCAAUACAACCGAGUCCUUAACCAUCAAAUUAGACAUGAAGAAGAUUGUGAACAAAUGCAGUCGUAAAUAUUUAGCUGUGAAUUUGAAUAUAUGUGGGGAUUUCUCCAGGCCUACAUCAAGCCAUGCUUCAGAGAGACUAAUGUCUCGGGAUUUGGUUAGUGUUGGCAAGAAACGGGAUGAGUUCCAUCAUGUGUUUGAGCAUAUGGGUUCAUCAUUGAAGGCGAACCCGAAUAUCUCUUCAGGAGAAUUUGCCCAGGAGAUAAUCACUUUGGUGCACCAAAUUAAAGGUGAUCAAUUUAAGUCUUCCGAUGUAACUUUGCAUGACCGCUUUUCAAAGUUACAAAAUGCACAAAGUCUACCAAAAGACGCAAAACAUCUGGGUCCUGAGAUACACAGACGGAUUGACAUGUCACUGGCAGACUUGCACAGUCGAGAAAGGAAACCUGUUGGAAGAAAGACAAGCACAUGGGUUGCAGUAAAUCCGGAUGACCUUCGCCAUGACAUAGAGAGACGGAGGAAGGAACGGUUGCGGGACAAGUAUGAAGUGCCCUAUCAAACUGAGGAGCAUAAGUUGCUUUGUGACAGAUCUGAGAGGCAUGAAAAGUCUUGUUCAUCCAAUCGAAUGAAAACAUCAAGAGAUCUACACUUUAAAGAGCCACCAACUGGGCUUAUGGAGCACCGAAUGAGACUAGCAAAAAAACCCUUCCCGGUGCACAACCUUUUAUCCGGAGUUCUGGAAACCGAAAAACUCCGAAAACCGGCCAUUUUUUCCAGGAUGUCGUCUGCACACCAAAGCUCGCGUUUGGUGCCAAACUUGAGCCGAAACGACCCACGGUCAACCCAGAAUUUUUCAAAAGAGUAUACAACAUUUGGGCGAAAGAAAAGUUUCAGCAUUGAGUCAAAAUACCGGCGAUUGUAUGGCGUUGGUUUUGGACGUACUAAUCCAAGAGAAAUCACCAAACACUUCAGGGAAGGGCUAGUAAGGAAAAGGAGAGAUGAAAGGGAAUUACCCAGCAGUACCACAGACAAGUAAUUGACCAGAAUGUGGAAGUGUUGAGAUCUAUGUUUGAAGAAAAUCUCCCGAGAACAUCUUUUUGAAAUCUAUAUGCCUGUUGCAGACUGCUGUAGAUCCUAUUAUUUGUUCACCUUAUUUCACUCUAGUUAGUGGUACUUAAGACACUUUGUGAAGUAUUCCUGGGCAAGCUGAACAUAGAUUUGACAGUAUGAGUAAAUGAGCACUACCCCAAAUAGUACCUUCUGCUCUAAUUUCUGACAUAGUUUUCCCAUUAAUAAAUUAGUGUGAACAGCAUACCAUUAAAAACUAUAAAUAUUGAUGCUAAAUAACAAUCUGUUCAAAUGUUAUCAAUGAUGUACCAAGGGUUGAAAGUAGCAUUAUGUUUCAAAAUUAUGUAGCCUGUGACUACAGGGGACUGAACAAAAAAUGCUUGUUGCGUAUUGAUGUAGAUGUCUGAAUAAAAGUGUUUUCAUUGUUUAUAUCAAACUUUAUGGCUAACUAUGCUCCCAUGGUUUUACUUUUCAUUUGAUCAUGCAGUUUUGCAUGUAUAAAUAAACAAUGUUAAUAUUUGGACAAGAUACUUGAGCAUUUGUACCUCUUUUCUGUUCUGUUGAAAUGGGCAUUGUUCUCCACUGUGUAGGAUUAGCACCAAAUUUGGGUGAGAUUGGAUGCUACAAAAAAGAUAGAAUCAAGAAAUACUAUCAAUCUUGCAAAAGCAUGGCACAAUGUAACAAAAUAUUGUAAAAGGGCAAGUGAUACAAAGCAAGAAGCAAAGAAUGGGAAUCUCACUAUUCACAAAACCGUGGGAACGGGAUGAUUCAUAUUUUAAAGACUUUUAGAUCUCUGAUCUUUAUUCUAAACUGUUCUUGUACCCAUUCUCAGGUUGGUGCUAAGUAAUCUCUUUGAUUGGAUACCUGUGUGGAACAUCACAUGUUUGCAGUUUGCAACAAGGAAAGUUCAGUAAUGAGAGCCAGUUAUAGAAAUGUGUUAAUGUUAAAAUUGCGUUUCUUCAACAGACAAAUAUGCCAGUGACUAAACAAAACAAUCUUAAAAUUGGCUAUCUAGACUACAUUGUAAUAUGAAAGUUUUGAAUUUGUUUUGUGCUUAGAAGAAUCACUUACUUGUAUUUUCCUUUUGAACUUUUGCAGAGUCUCAACUGAUUGAACCAUCUAUUUUAUAAACCGUUAUGUUUUGUUAAUUAACAUUGAUUUUAUUUGACACCGUUGCAACCAUUUAUGGAGCAAAUUGAGGGGAUUUUCCAUUUAUUUUCUUGAUCUUUCAUCCAUAGUUAACCUCUUGAAACCAUUGAUAGUACGUCAGUAAUGUUAACUUCAUAUUUUUGGGAGAUAUUGAAACCUAUCAAAACUUUUAUAAACGUUCUAUGCCAGCAUUUCUAUUUUGAAUGGAGGGACUGGCUACUGAAAGUUUAAUGGUCGAUUGUUCAAUUAUUUAAAUUAAAAGUCGUAUAACAUUGAAAUAGUUUAUGAAUCCUAACUGCUUACUUGUUUUCUAUGUUAGCGACUCAGAUUUUGAUCUACAAAUAUACUUCAAGCAUUUGAUCCCCUAAGCUUCUCAAUUGGUUAAUACACAACUCCAUUGGAAAAAAGCAUUUGUAUCUUUUGUAUGCAGAAUGCAUUUCUUAGUACUGAUAACUUGCUUAAACAAAAUACUAGAAAUGCUCAGCAAGUCGAGCAGCAUCCCUGGAGAACAAAACUUUCAUAAUUGUAAGCUGAUUCCAUUUAAUUCAAAUGCAUUUUGUUAAUAACUUUCUAACAGUUGACCAUGCAGUGAUGUUUUAUGAAACUGUAUUCGUUUUGAAAGCUGUUAAUUUCAGUACACGGCAAGGUUGAAAUUACUGGGAACGUUUCUGAAAUCAUUUUGUUUUUCAUUUAACUACAGCAGCCACAUUUAUUGUGACUGAUAUUAGUCCUGUUGAUUUAUCAGUAUAUUAGGUGUUGCUUAAACCACAUGUUUAUUGCAUUAAAAUUCCUUGUUUGAAAAAUUGCAUUGUUUACUUCUCCAAUCCAUACAAUUAUGACUGCUUCAUUAAAAUAGUCUUUCAACUAUAGCCAAACUUAAGUUGUAUUCAGUCAUGAAUAAAACAAAUACAUUUAAAGUUCAA